AUGGAUGUUCUUUCACCAAUUCUUGAAAAUGUUAAACAAGUAGAUGUUUAUUUCGAUGAUUAUGUAGAAAGUAUAUAUUAUAAAGGUAAGUUUAAUAUUAAACCUAUUGCUUUUGCAUUUGAUAAUAAAUUAAUUGAAAAUGCAAAAAUUUGGGAAUUAAUUCCAGAUAUUGAAUUUAUAACAAAUAUUAAUGAUAAAUGGUUUAAACGAAUUCCAACCACAAAAGUUCUUUGUAAAUUAAUGAUCAAAACUGAGGAAAAAGAAUUUAACGGGUUUAAAUAUCAUCCAAAUAAAGUUUCAGAACUAGAAAAUGAAAAACUUCAGAAAAAAUUAAACGAUAGACUUUCAAAUGAUCGUAUUGAAAAAAUAAAUAAACUAGCAGAAGUUGCAUUUAAUAAUGAAAUAUUUGAUGAAUAUAACCUUGAACUCAGUGAUGGGCUUUAA
Trichomonas vaginalis G3 is the source of this 444-nucleotide messenger RNA. Its product is annotated as protein of unknown function, DUF4108 family. The transcript has a single exon. The coding region runs from base 1 to 444 and encodes 147 amino acids. NCBI's taxonomy places the organism in Eukaryota, Parabasalia, Trichomonadida, Trichomonadidae. The record is from RefSeq and is a predicted model, not a curated record.